Acytostelium subglobosum LB1 is the source of this 639-nucleotide messenger RNA. RefSeq lists its product as hypothetical. The transcript has a single exon. Bases 1 to 639 code for a protein of 212 amino acids. The record is from RefSeq and is a predicted model, not a curated record. NCBI's taxonomy places the organism in Eukaryota, Evosea, Eumycetozoa, Acytosteliales, Acytosteliaceae.
AUGUGGAAGAGAUGUAAGGGAAAGAUUGAUAGACUUCAUCGUCCAAUCAAGGCCUUUUGGAUCAUUGGCAUGAUAUUGUCAGGCGCCACACUUGGCUACUUUGUAACAUUCUGGUACUUUGCUUAUCAAGAUUCAAAGUACUGCUAUUCAUUGAAGAAUCCAGCGAAUGAUUGCUACUUCUGGAUGAAGAAUGAGCCAGAGACAUUCUUACCUGCCGAUGGAUAUUGGGUACAACUCACUGUUGGCCUCCUGUCAAUCAUCUUCUGUUGGAUGCCAUGGUAUAGUACCAACCCUAUCAGACACAUGGAAGACGAACAAGAGGCUGCCAAGAAAGUAAUCGACGACCAAGCCAGAAUUCAAAAGAUGGAGGAGAAAAAGAAGAAGAUGGCUGCAAGGAGAGAGGCAGAGUUAGAGCGCAGAGCCAAGUGGAUUGCAUACUACCAGACUCACCCGAAUGCUCGGUUCAGUGACUCUCCAUCAUCCGACUUUACAUUUGACAGCAACAUUGGAAUAGACACUGGAUACUCUGGAGGAUGUCAUUUCUCUGGUGGUGGAGAUGGAGGUGGAUACUCGGGAGGAGGUGACUGCGGUGGUGGCGGUGGUGGAGACUGCGGAGGUGGAGGUGGUGGAUGUGACUAA